Molecule: messenger RNA, 959 nt
Organism: Plectropomus leopardus (leopard coralgrouper)
Lineage: Eukaryota; Metazoa; Chordata; Actinopteri; Perciformes; Serranidae
Product: phospholipase A and acyltransferase 4-like
Biological process (GO): N-acylphosphatidylethanolamine metabolic process
Cellular component (GO): cytoplasm
Molecular function (GO): glycerophospholipid phospholipase A1 activity; A2-type glycerophospholipase activity
Source: RefSeq, a predicted model, not a curated record
AUUUAUUGCAAGUGAUCAUGUGAAAAGUUUCGCUUCCAAAACAUAGGCAAGCUUAGGUUUCGGUCUGCAGCAUUGAUAAAUUGGCUGCAGAGUCACCCCUGUUUUCACCUGACAGAUGAAGAACUGAAGACAUGGCUCCAACACUGUUUGAACAUGGUGCAAAGCCUGGAGACCUGAUCGAGAUCUUCCGUGGGACGUAUGAGCACUGGGCCAUCUACAUUGGUGGAAAUGAAGUGGUUCAUUUGAUUCCUCCGUACGAUGAUAUGAGUUCUUUUGGUAGCCUGUUGACACUCCUGGACAGCAGCACAGCACAGGUGAGGCGACAGAAGAUCUGGGAAGUGGUCGGCCGCCAUCAUUUCAUCAUAAACAACCUCCUAGAUGAUGAGUACCAGCCUCGCGAGCGUCAUCUCAUCGUGAGGGAUGCCUGUAGGAUGGUUAGUCGGGUGCUGCCAUACUCUGCCAUCACUCACAACUGUGAGCACUUCGUCACAGAGCUUCGAUACGGCAAGCCAGAGUCUCGACAGGUUAACAGAGCGGCUGUGAUCGGAGGCGCGGCUGUAGCAGGUGUAGGAAUCGUAGCUCUGGGUGCCGCUCUGUUUGCCUCCUUGCUCAAAGAUGACGACAACGAAAGAAGACAUCACAAGUGACAGCAAUGAGACUGAAAGAUUAAAGGAAAGAUCUUACCAUUGUUUGAGUCAAUUCACCUGGCAGAAAUUAUGAUUCAAACAAUGUGAAUAAACUACUGCAUAUGUGCACACUUAAAAAGUUGUCAUUGUUUGUGCAGUGCUUCCAACACACAAAAUCAAGUGACAAGUGACGUAAUCUUAUUUUAAGUAUUGAAUCUAUAAGCUGUAAAUUUACUAUGUUUUUAGGAGCCAUUUAUCAUAUUUUUGCUCUUUCUUUACUGUCUUAUUUUCUUAAUUGUAUAUUUACUGGAUUGAUUUGUGUAAAAUAAAUAG